UUUAAUCUUUGUUGGUCCCUUUAUCAGACUGGAAGAGCUGGUGACUUACGUAACGCACCAAGGGUCUUCAGCUGCUUGCUUAUUGGCAGAGCUACCGGGCACAGGAUUCAUGCCUGCAGGCUGCAUCAAAGCUGGCAGGUCAGACCAACCCUCCUGGACCUGUCUGUCUCAAGAUGUAAUCAGCUUUAAUGCAUUUAUAGCGGAUGAAGGCCCUGUAUCAUAAUAUCAGUCACUCUGCAUGGCACUAGUACUGAACAAGGAUGCUUCAGAAAAGUCUCCCUCAGUUGACAUUUGGGCAAGAAAUAAAGUUCCAUCACUACAAUGGGAUGAACAUCCCGUUGUAAUGAUCCACAUGAUGGGAUUCUCCUCUCAAAUUAUUUUACCCAUUUGGAUCAUAGAUGUAAAUGGCAGCUUUAAACCCAGGUCCACAUGGCUGUUGAACAUCCAGAGGUAGUAUGGAGCUGGAAUCUAGGAGUCAGGACUGCGAGGUUCUAUUGUUUUGGUAACAUUCCUUUGUGUUUCGGUUUCUGUAACAUGGGGUUAAUCCAGAUGCAAAGGAGUAAAAUGAGGCUUAAUUCAUAGUACUAUUUUUUUUUAAUUGAACCUUCCUUCUUUUCAACCAAGCAUUUCAAAAUACUCCACAUACAUUUAAGAAAUUAAGUCCCAAACCUCCUGUUGUAGGAAAUUAUUCUCCUGCUUCAGCUGGUAAAAUGAGGCAGAGAGAGAUUAAAUGACUUGUCCAAGGUCACACACCUUGAGUCUGUAGCAAAACCAGGACUAGAACCUAGAAAUCUCAGUUUUAUGCCAUAACCACAUCUGGAACACAUUUUGAGAUCCUUGGAUGGAAGAUGCUAGAGAAACACAAAGUAUUAUUAGAGGAUAAAAAUCCUUGAACUCUGAUCAGUAUGUUACUAACAAAGCUACCCUGGAAAUCCCUUACAACUAUUGCUAUGUACCAUUACCACUGGUAACAGCUGCUCUGAUGGUAGUAGCAAUGGAGGAAAAGGAUAGAGAUAACAGGUUUCUGUAGACAUAGAACUAGUCUAAAUGGCCCAUCAGCUGCCAUCUAUUUAUCUAAGAUACUUAUACAACCACCAUUACAAUAGUUCCACAGUUGGUGGAAGCACUAGUGUAGACAAGAUUCAGAGUUGGCAACUCUUGUGAUUUUAUUGUGCUAUGAUUUGUGGUGUUUAUCUUAAAGCCCCAAGUGUCAGACUCAGGUUAUUACCCGAGAAUUUCAUUGAAAAAGGAGUAACUUUAUAGCCCUCAGGGUUGGGGAGAAAAGCUUGAAAACUCGACCUCUAAAUGUCCCCAAACCAGAAGGCAAGUGCAAAGAAUCCCAAAUGUAUUAGUGUUAAAAUCUCCUAAUUUUUAAACCAGUUUCAUAAUUUGGGGCCUAUCUUGUGAUUUUUUCGAUGUUUGCAUUGGCAAUGGAACCAGACUCCUGACGGCGAUCAGUAUGUUUAACACCAUGUCCUCUAGUCCGGCUCAGAAUCCCAUGGUGUAGAGUAGGGUGACCCCAGACAGUAGGUGUGAAAAAUCAGGACACUUUUGGGGGGGGGGCAGGGAUGUUUACAAUUCCAUAUAUAAGACAAAGCCCCUAAUAGUAGGAUGACUGGUCACCCUAGGGUAGAGAACAUGGGUGACUGCAAAAGUCUGGUCUGCUCCAGACACCAGUGGAGCAGCUCUGGUGGAAAACCAGUGCCCUGCCCACAUGCCCAUGGCGAGUCAGUGGCAGAGCUGGGAAUGGAACCCAGGCGUCCUGACCCCGAUCAGACAAGCCCACCUGCUCUGGGGCAGGUUCGUGCCCCUGCCUACCCAGCUGGCUGCAGUUCGAUGGGACACCAAGAUUUUGCCCAUCACCCAGGUUAGUGACCUUGGCGUGGGAGGGGCUGUUGCGAGCCCUGCCCCUCCCUCCCAGGCCGGGCUCACAGGGGUCUAUGUGAGCGCAGCGGGGAUCCUGCCCUGGCCAUGGAACCUUCUCACUCCGGGCCGGCCCCCAGCUCCCAGGAUACCACCUGCCUAGCAACGAGGGACGCAGCCACUGGGAUGGCAGGGGCAGUGGCACCGCAGGAGGAGCCGGGGCAGAGCAAAGUGCGACUGGAGAUGAAGACAGAGACUAAAGGGCUGUUCCCGACUGCUGUGUCCAAAGGGGAUCUCCAGGAGAGAUCCCUGCGACAGAUCUUCAGGUCCAGCCAGACUCUGCGAGACCUCGAGGACCCCAGCGGAGUGAAGACUCUGACAGCGAUUGUGCAGAACAAGAUACAGGAGCACUGUCAGAGAGGGAAGGCGUUCUUCUCCCAAGGCGAGUGGGAGAAAGCUGUCAUUUGUUAUUCCAAAGCCAUUUACCUAAACCCCCAGCAGGUGGAGUUCUAUGUACAGAAGGCAGAAGCCUUUCUCCAGCUCUGUGAUUUCCAGUCUGCUGUGCUGAACCUCAGAAAGGCGUAUUCCUUGUCCCCUGCAAAGGAAGAAUAUGUAGAGCGCAUGGCCUUCAUUCUUUACCUGCAGGGCCAGUCUCUGUUUGACCAAGAGGUUUAUGGGGAUGCUUUAGAGUCCUUCACUCGAGCCUCAGAACUGCAGCCUGACAACUCAGUCUAUCGCAGGAGGAGCAUUUCCUGUCUUGCUGCCCUAAACAGAUACCAUGACUGUUUUUGGCUCGUCAAUGAAGAGCUAGAUAAGGACUCAAAGAACCCAGAUCUGUACAUCCUGAGAGCCAAGCUGAAUGAGCACUUUAAUCAGGCUAUCUUGUGUUACCAGGACGUCCAGGAGGCCAUUGCACUGGAGCCGCAGCACAAAGAAGCUCAGGUUCAAAUGCAGAGGCUGCUGAAACGAGCACAGAAAGCCAAGAACCAGGCUAUGAAUAAGGCCUUGAAGGGAAACCUGAAGGAUGCCUUGCUGAAAAUCACCUUUGCCAUAGAGAACAGCCCCUUUGAUGCAAGAUACUUAAUCUUCAGAGGGACUCUACACAGAAGGCUCAAAGACUUCAACUCAGCCAUUGAUGAUUACAUCAAGGCCACAGAGCUCUGUGAAGAAGAGGGAGCUGUGGCCAUGGAGGUGCAACGGCAGCUCCUGCUCACGUACAACGACUUUGCAGUGCACUGCUAUACUCAGGGCUUCUUCGAAGAGGCCGUGCUGCUCCUCAACAAAGCCCUGAAAGGGGAGAAGAACGAGAAGGGACUCUAUGUCAACAGAGGAGACUGCCUCUUCCGGCUGGGAGAGCUCACCUUUGCCUUGGCGGAUUAUCAGCAGGCGCUGGAAUUGAGUCCGAUGGACUUUAGUGUGCGAAGACGUGUUGGUAUGUUGCUGGAUGAACUAGGAUUACAGGAGCACAAGCAGGGAAAAUACCAGCAGGCAGUAUACCGUUUCUCUGGUGCUAUUGAGAGCAACCCUCACCUGCCGCACUAUUACCUGCACCGGGCCAAAAGCCGCCUAUUCCUGCAGGAUGUGAUGAGUGCUAAGGAGGAUGUGAUCAUAACUCUGUUGCUGGACCCUGAAAAUGAGGCGCAGGUCCUACCUGUUGUAACCAGCCUCUUUCCAGGACAGCCCAUCCAGGAUAUUAUAAGCAGCAAGAUCGCGGAGGUUGCCAAAACAAUCUUGGAAAGAAAGCUUCAAGCCUGCCCCUACUCCAACAGCCCAGCUAAACUGCAAUGGCCACCCGGAGCUCUAGAGGAUGAACCAAAGGAACCAGGUGCUCAGGGGGAAGAGCCCGAGAGAGCCCUGAUGGAUUCAGAGAGCGUCAUCAGCCCUUGUGCCAUGGAACAUGAACUGUACAAGCAGAUAGCUAUCUCCAGAAGGACAGUGAGUAAAAUAAGUGAAGUGUCGUGCAGCAGAAAAGGUGAGAAGGCAGGAAAAAUCAAAGUACAAAAACUGCUCCAGCUUCAUGUUAGAGACAGCACUUGAGCUGCCUGGGUUACAGACACCAAGCUGUGUUUCAAUGGAAAGUAGGUGCAUUUAGAUUCCUUUCCUGCUAUCUCAGCUCUAAUAAAUAUAUUGCUUCUCUCACUUCA
Messenger RNA from Dermochelys coriacea (leatherback sea turtle), 4007 nucleotides. It is a transcript of the gene TTC16, whose product is annotated as tetratricopeptide repeat domain 16. The transcript is spliced from 12 exons. Gene Ontology annotation, molecular function: protein binding. The record is from RefSeq and is a predicted model, not a curated record. The coding region runs from base 1972 to 3900 and encodes 642 amino acids. NCBI's taxonomy places the organism in Eukaryota, Metazoa, Chordata, Testudines, Dermochelyidae.